CUGUGUCCCUCAGACACAGCAGAUCACCGAUCAACGGAAAGAGCCGAAGAUGUCAGCUCAGUCAUGUGAUCAGCUGUGUCCAAUCACAGCUGAUCACAUGGACAUGUACACUGAUCAUCAGGGCACUGAUGAUCAGUGUGCCCUGAUGAUCAGUGUAGCCCCAGCAGUGCCACCUGUCAGUGCCCAUCAAUGCCAGCUGUCAGUGUUCAUCAAUGCCACCUCCCAGUGCCCAUCAAUGCCUCAUCAAUGCCACAUAUCAGUGCCUACCAGUGCACAUCAAUGCCACAUAUCAGUGCCCAUCUGAGUUGCCUUUCAGUGUCACAUAUCAGUGCCAGUCAGUGCCACCUAUCAAUGCCAGUCAGUGCCACCUAUCAGUGUCAGUCAGUGCCGCCUAUCAGUGCCGCCUAUCAGUGCCCGUCAGUGCUGCCUGUCAGUG
Molecule: messenger RNA, 436 nt
Organism: Staurois parvus
Lineage: Eukaryota; Metazoa; Chordata; Amphibia; Anura; Ranidae
Source: the annotation of a GenBank genome assembly